Messenger RNA from Saccostrea cuccullata (small rock oyster), 3332 nucleotides. RefSeq lists its product as uncharacterized. The record is from RefSeq and is a predicted model, not a curated record. Gene Ontology annotation, cellular component: cell-cell junction; plasma membrane. The coding region runs from base 16 to 2433 and encodes 805 amino acids. Gene Ontology annotation, molecular function: cell adhesion molecule binding. Gene Ontology annotation, biological process: cell-cell adhesion. NCBI's taxonomy places the organism in Eukaryota, Metazoa, Mollusca, Bivalvia, Ostreida, Ostreidae. The transcript has 10 exons.
UUUCCAUACCACUGUAUGCUAGUACUUGAAUAUGUUUUCUACAGACGUUGUUUGUUCUCAUUUUCAGUCAAUAAAAUCGAAUCAAAUGAGGGAGAAUCAAAACAUAUUUCAUGGAAUGUUGAUUAUAUCCCGGUCUCUGGAUCUUACCAUAUUCUUCAUUACAAUUCGACUAAUGGUUCAUAUUCAAAUAUAAUUGAUAUAAUUAAUUGGAAAAUAAAUAUACAAAAAUCACAGAAGUAUGCAUACCACAGUAAACCCAUUACUUCAACCAGGAUACAGUUUGAGGUCAAAGACAUAACAGUGGCAGAUGCUGGUCACUACGUGGGAGGUUACUCACCAUCUAAUGCUUUGUCUAAAGGAGAUGAUGCUGUCCUCAUUGUUUAUGGAAAACCACAAAAACCCGUUAUAAGCGGAGAAAAAUCAGUCAAGGUAAACACUGAAGCCUUUCUUGAAUGUGAAAGUAGUUCAACCUCUGCACCUAAAUAUUACAAGUUUCCACCAUUGUCGUAUUCAUGGUUUGUCAACAACACCAAGCUAAAUGGCGAAGUUCGGGAGACCUACAGAUUCACAGUCUCAAGAAAUGACACGGAAAAGAGAUACAGCUGUCAGGCAGAAGAAAAAAAUCUUGAAUCGGAAAGAAGUGGGGAAAUUCAGAUUAAUCCUUUAUAUGGUCCAGAAAGUGUUAUAAUAACCUCGCAUCGUGUAGGUGAAGAACUAGAAAUAAAGGAUGGGGAUUUCUUUGGUCCGUACACAUGUUCAGCAGACUGUAAUCCUGCUUGCACCUUACGAUGGCAAUACAAGAAUCCCUCAGGAUAUUUUGAAGUGGCAACGCAAGCUGACAAAGCUUCAAUAACGUUAUCAGGAAGAGUAGACAGAACUAGGAUGAGACAAAUUCAAUGUGUAGCCAACAAUUCUGUAGGACAAAACAACCAAACUAUCAAUUUGAACAUUCUGUAUUUAUCAGAUCCAGUGGUGAACAUAAAUAGCAGUCUUAAAAAUGAAUCAACUGUUCAUGAAAGAAACUUUGUGCACGUUUCAUGUUCUGUUGGAGGAAAUCCCACUCCAGACGUCACCCUUAGAAAACUUACUGGUGACACCCUGACUUGGAAUGGCAAUUUGAAGCAUACAUGGAUAAAAGAAGCCCAAUGUUCUGACACGGGCACUUAUAACUGUGAGGGGAGUUCUACCGAGUUUGGAAGCAAGGAUAAGACAUUCAGUAUCAACGUACUCUGUGACCCUCGUCUUGAGGACUCAAAUUUGUUCAAAUCCAACUAUGGCUCCAUGAGUGGCCCGGGUGUUAAAGUUGUUGUAAAUUUGCCUGUUGUUGCAAAUCCUCUAGAAUCUACAUCAGGGUUUGUUUGGUCAGGACCUGCAUUUCAGCGUAUAUCGAUUAAUGUUUCACAAAGAGAUAACAUUGUCUACAAACACUGGAUCAACAGCACUAUCCCUAUUCCCAAUACAAAUUUCUUCGGAAACUAUUGGCUGAUAUAUAAAGAAAAAGCCAUCGCCAACAUUACAAUCAACGCCCAAGAUAAACCUCAGCCACCUUUGAACUUCUCAUGGUAUUCCUACGGAAGUGGAUUUAUCAAUCUUACCUGGAUAUCGAACUUUAAUGGAGGUCCAGAACAGUUCUUCAUCUUAGCAAACAAAAAAGAAAAAAGCUGGACAUUUGUAAAAAAUCUGACAGACCCUGGUGAGGGUAGUUUGGGAUAUUACGACCUAGGACCUUUAGUUCCAGAACAAGAGUACUGGUACCAACUUGAGAGUUGUAACAGAAUCAGCUGUUCUUUGAGCCCGAGAGAAAUUAAAGUCAAAGUUAAAGCUCCUCCGAUCUCGUCCUUCUCUCUGUUUGGAGACAAUACCAUGCUGAUUUUGGUUGGAGCGUCUGCGGCUGGUUUUGUUUUUGUUGUGGUUCUGACAGUGGCGGUGACGAUGUAUUGUAAAACAACUAAAAAGUCAGCUACAAAGAAAAUAAACAUGGAGGAAAGACCCAGUGGAUCCACAGAACAGGAUGAUAUACCAGCGGAUGUUGUUGUGUACGCUGCUGUUGACAAAAGUGUCCUGAUGAAGAACAGACAACAGGAUGACGUAGUGAAGAGUGACGUCAUCAAGGAUCAAAAUGAUGACAACGACACAAUGUAUUCAGAAGUGAUAAAACAUCCUAAGAAACAAAAACAAACAGAUGAAAAGAAGAAAAAGGAGUUGCAAGGAAAGAAUGAGGAAGCUGGGGCAUCUACCAGUAACGACAAUUCACGUUCAACGAAUCAAGAUGGUUUAGUUUAUAUCGAUGUUGAAUUUGCAAAAAAGCCACAAAGUUCAGACACAAAGGGGAGACCAGUCAUACACGGAGAAGACGAGAAGACAGAGUACACGUUCGUGGAUUUCUCCCAGAAAGCGCCACCUUCACAGGAAACACAAGAAAAUGUCAAGUGAUCGUUUGUUGUGAGGAGAUGGAAAAAAACGUUUACGAGAAAAAAAAUCACAGAUGAUUACAUCUGAAUUUAUUGGUGACAGAUUUAUCUUUCACACAUAUUUCUUUCAUUGUUUUUAACUCUUGUAUUUUUUGUAUGCUUGUAUUUAGAUAUUGUGAAUAAUCGUCUUAUUAUCAUCAUGGAAUACUGAAAGAUAAUAUUGCAUAUGUACUCAAAUCCCAACUCGAUCAAUACAAUUUUUUAAUACAAUUAUUUGUCUAAAGGGAAGAAAAAAUAAAUCAGAUUUUCAUUUAAUUUUCAAGAACAUUUUUCUUUACUUUGCGUUACUUCGCCCAUCGCUAGAAGUCCUGAAAGAUUAGAUCAUUUUACUUGAAAUUGGGUAUUAAUGUUUAAGUAUUUAUACACGUCUUAUAUGAAUUAUACUAAGGGAACAAUUGCUAAAAAUAAAUUGGACUUCUAAUUCACACCAUCCAGGAUUGGAACAGGUGUUUGCGUGUGUUGUUUCAUAAUUUUACUCUCAAUUUUGAAAAUAGUCGAGAAGCCCUGUAUAUAUAUUGAUGUAAUUGUUAACUCCAUUAAUCCACUUUAUUUUCAACAGAUACGCACCUGGUGUAAUUAUUAACUUUAGUCUUCCUGGUAAUUGAAUAAAUAUAAGCAAUCAAAAGGAUGUCCUUUCAUCUAAUUUUAAAAAUUUAUAUAUAUUCUCUAUUAACUUUCAUAUCAUUUCGUAUCUGACACAAAUCAUUUUCAGUUUUGGGGAAAUUGUCGACAGAUGUCGGUGCUAUUUGUCACCAAGAAGAGCUGAAAUUUGAUCUACACGUGACACAUAAAUGAUGAAAACAAUAUAAAGUUACGAUACAAUGGACCAAAGUGUCGUAACUUUGGGGGAAAGAUGGAGAG